AUGGGUCGAAAUUUUUUUGAGCUACUUUACUGUGGAAACCAUUUUAUUAGAACCAACAAGUUUGCAGCCUUCUACCUGAACUCUAUGUUUUAUCACUCUUCAAAAGACGCUCCCAGCCUGCAAUGGUAUCAGAAUGGGUUUCUCAAGGUGAAAGAGUUGACCCAUUUGCUAGGAAAUGUGGAUGAAGUUAAUGGUAGACUUGUUGAUAUAAAGAGCAAUUCAACCUUUUUUGAUGAUGACAUUGAGCGUGAAAUGUCUACCUUCAAGUCCCUUGUUCGUGAGUUUGUUGGGUCUGCAAUUGUUCAGCACAAAAUGAAACAUGUCCAGGCCUCUUUCAUCACAAAUGCAAAACAUGAAUCUUUUACCCCUUUUAAAAGCAACUGA
This is a messenger RNA of Sphenostylis stenocarpa, 384 nucleotides long. NCBI's taxonomy places the organism in Eukaryota, Viridiplantae, Streptophyta, Magnoliopsida, Fabales, Fabaceae. The record is from the annotation of a GenBank genome assembly.